Molecule: messenger RNA, 1935 nt
Organism: Platichthys flesus (European flounder)
Lineage: Eukaryota; Metazoa; Chordata; Actinopteri; Pleuronectiformes; Pleuronectidae
Gene: crtap
Product: cartilage associated protein
Exons: 7
Coding region: 355-1593 (412 amino acids)
Biological process (GO): collagen fibril organization; peptidyl-proline hydroxylation to 3-hydroxy-L-proline
Cellular component (GO): endoplasmic reticulum
Molecular function (GO): collagen binding; protein binding
Source: RefSeq, a predicted model, not a curated record
GUCCACCCUCAUCGGGGGUUGUAUGCGUGACUGGGAUCCAACGGCUUUCCACUUUGUAGAGACGUGUGUUGUGGAGGAAUAACCUGUUGGUUCUAAACAUCGGACCAAAUGGCAAACUUAUUUUUCCCUUUAACAACCAAGUAGAGAACUUCCUCCAUCAUGUUAGAUGGUAAAAGUCUGAUCUGUGUCAGCUUGUAGCUUCUGUAUAAGAGCAGAACAACAGCAGUGAUUUACUUGUGGGAUUCAGUGGGAGGAGCAGCUCAUCCCAGGCCCCGCUGAUCCAGCCCUGCGCCCCGGGGGGAGGGAAGGCUUUGUCCGGGUACGUGGUGGAACUUGAGGCGGUCCUUGCGCCCCAUGCACUCACCGUCCCAGCCCCUAUCCACCAUUUCCCAAACUUCAAAAAUGGCACCCUCCACCUCUUCACAACUAUUCUCUGCGCUGCUGAUCGCGCUUGCCGUCUCGGCGGUGCAUUCCCAGUACGAGAAGUAUAGCUUCAGGAGUUUCCCCAGACACGAGCUGAUGCCGCUGGAGUCUGCGUACAAAUACGCACUGGACCAGUACACCGGGGAGAAGUGGAAGGAGACGGUGGAGUACAUGGAGGUGUCGCUGCGGCUCUACCGGCUGCUGCGGGACAGCGAGGCCUUCUGCAACCUCAACUGCAGCUCCGUGCGCCUGGAGGACGAGGACAAGUUCGCGGAGUUCCCCGAGCUGCGGGCGUUCGGCAACGUGAUGAAGAGGGCGCAGUGCCUGAAGCGCUGCAAGCAGGGGCUGCCCGCGUUCAGGCAGACCAUGCCCAGCCGGGACACCAUAGACGAGUUCGACAGGAGGGAACCCUACAGGUACCUGCAGUAUGCCUACUUCAAGUCUGACAAAGUGGCCAAAGCGGUUUCUGCUGCCCACACCUUCCUGCUGAAACACCCAGAUGAUGAGAUGAUGCAGAGGAACAUGGCGUACUACCAGAGUCUGCCGGGAGCAGAGGAACACCUCAAAGACCUGGAGACCAAGUCCUAUGAGACAUUAUUUGUGCGCGCAGUGCGGGCGUAUAACGGGGACAACUUCCGUACCUCGGUGUCAGACAUGGAGCUGGCUCUGAGGGACUUCUUCAAGAUCUACGACGAGUGUCUGGCUGCGUCUGAGGGCCCAAGGGACGUCAAGGACUUUAAAGACUUCUAUCCCUCCAUAGCAGAUCACUAUAUCGAGGUCCUUGACAGGAAAGUGAGGUGUGAAAGUGACCUGACACCGGUUGUAGGAGGAUUUGUGGUAGAGAAGUUUGUAGCCACCAUGUACCACUACCUGCAGUUCGCUUAUUACAAGCUAAAUGACCUGAAGAAUGCAGUGCCGUGUGCAGCCAGCUACAUGCUGUUUGACCCCAGUGAUGAAGUCAUGAAGAACAACGUGGCCUAUUACAAGUUUCACAAAAGCCAGUGGGGGCUGACAGAGGAGGACUUCCUGGCCAGAUCAGAGGCACUGCGGUACUACAAUCAAACCACCAUGCAGCUACAGAUGAUUGAGUUCUCCAGACAGCGGCUGAUAAGCGAUGAUGAGGGGGAGGUGGUGGAGUUUAUAGAUGAGUUCCUGGACGAUGAUGAAUAGCCCACGUUGGAAGCUCUGCCUUAACACUGAAGAACAAGAAAGCGGCACCAGUUUGUAUUUAUUGGGGUUUUUUAAGAGGUCAUAGGGAUUUGUUUUGUUUUUACCUUACAGCUUCACAUCCUGAAUAUUAAUCCCGAUUAUUUGUGGAUAAAAUACUCAGUUCAGAGGUACAGUGUGUGCACAUUCAGCACAUUACAUGAUACAUGAUUUAAAAUGCAAUGAUGAUAACUGAGACCGAAAUGUUUUUACUCAGUGUUUUACGAAUUCAUUCCUCCGCUUUGAAUCAUAGAUGUUGUCUUUUAAAAUGAUGAUGUUACAAUAAAAUGACGUUUUAAAUAUCAA